CCAGGGUGAGGGGGCGGGGCUGACAGAGCCGGUGGGCGGUAGGCGGUGCUGCUGGUUUCUGGGUGCUGUUCAAAGGCGCCUGGGCGUUGUUAGGAGAGCUAGGUGUGAUCGGUUGGACCACACUUAGCGUGGGACGGAUCCUGUGCUACUGUCUGACGACGCACGGCCUUCCCUUGAUGUCGGCCCUCGAGAAGAGCAUGCACCUCGGCCGCCUGCCCUCUCGCCCUCCUCUCCCCGGCAGCGGGGGCAGUCAGAGCGGAGCCAAGAUGCGAAUGGGCCCUGGAAGAAAGCGGGAUUUUUCCCCUGUUCCUUGGAGUCAGUACUUCGAGUCCAUGGAAGAUGUGGAAGUAGAGAAUGAAACUGGCAAAGAUACUUUUCGCGUGUAUAAGAGUGGCUCAGAGGGUCCAGUCCUGCUCCUUCUGCAUGGAGGAGGCCAUUCUGCCCUUUCCUGGGCUGUGUUCACGGCAGCAAUCAUUAGUAGAGUUCAGUGUAGGAUUGUGGCUCUGGAUCUACGAGGUCAUGGUGAAACAAAAGUCAAGAAUUUUGAAGAUCUGUCUGCAGAAACAAUGGCAAAAGAUAUCGGCAAUGUGGUAGAAGCCAUGUAUGGAGAUCUCCCUCCUCCAAUUAUGCUGAUUGGACAUAGCAUGGGUGGUGCUAUUGCAGUGCAUGCAGCAGCCUCUAACCUGGUGCCAAACCUCCUGGGUCUGUGCAUGAUUGAUGUUGUAGAAGGUACAGCAAUGGAUGCGCUGAAUAGCAUGCAGAACUUCUUACGUGGUCGUCCUAAAACCUUCAAGUCUUUGGAGAAUGCUAUUGAAUGGAGUGUGAAGAGUGGCCAGAUUCGAAAUCUGGAGUCUGCCCGUGUCUCAAUGGUUGGCCAAGUCAAACAAUUGCCUUACUUUAUUCUCUUUCUAGGAAAGUUUCAGAUGCAGGUCCUACCCCAGUGUGGUCAUGCAGUCCAUGAGGAUGCCCCUGACAAGGUAGCUGAAGCUGUUGCCACUUUUCUGAUCCGGCAUAGGUUUGCAGAGCCCAUCGGUGGAUUCCAGUGUGUGUUUCCUGGCUGUUAGUGACCUGCUAUCCACCCUGUCCUCAACAUUGAGCUCUGUUGUAAAUACAUCGCACCAGAGGCCACUGUGAUACCGCUGUUUUCCUCCUCACCUUUCUGCCCAGCCAUGUGACACUGGCUUCCCAUAGAUGGACAUCCCUAUAUGUAUAAACCCUGUUGUGUAUUCCUACCCAAAGCAUUAUUUUCCAGGCCCCUUGUCCAGCAUUGGCCUUUCCGUCUAGAGUCCUCAGCUUCUACCCCUUCCCUGGGCAAGGAUAGUCCCUGCCUGUCCUCCUUGCCUUGCUUAGGGUGAAGCCUCCAGAGCUACCACCCUGGGCUUUGGUUAAUGGCAUCUGGCAAUGCACUUGGGUCCAAAUGUUUCCCCAGGCUCAGGGACUUUCAUUCCUUGAUAUUGUUCUUGGCGUGGUCCUGCCUUACCUCAUGGGAUGGACAAUGCACAUGGUGAUCUUUAUUUUUCCCUUUCAAAUAAAAUACCAGCCAGGAUACCUUUUUAUCCUAGUUUUACUCUUAACAGGUUCAGAAGACCCAGGUACAGGGAGGGGUGGUGGAUAGCAAGCAUCACAAGAAACCAGCCUGAAAAUCAGGUCCAGGCAGUCCAAGCACAUGGCCUCCUAUCUGGGUGAGCCCACUGUCCCCCUCUCACAUGUCUGGGCACCUGCCCUGGGCUGAGGCCAGGCUGCUCCAGGGGCUUCUUGUGCCCUUAUCUGCCCAAGAGCAACCCAGGUUAAAUACAGCCCAUGCACAAAGCCACAGGCUGAAGCCUGUGGGAUUGUUUUUUAAUAAUUUAACCAUUUUCAUAGUUGGUUCCUGGAGGUGUACAGAGUGCCCACUUGCCUUCUCCAGCUUCUCUUUGCUGUUUGUGGUUUCCAUGUCACUCUGCAUUGCAACCUUGCACCCCCAGUCUUUGCCCUUGUCUAGCUGCCUCAUCCCAGCACUGAGGUCUCCCCCUGUUGCCCAGGCAUGCAUUUGCAAGGGCAAAGAGGGGAAGUCUCCUAAAGCCCAUCUUUUUUGUGACUGUUUUAGGUAGUUCCCUCCACCUUUCACCCAACAGCCUCCUUUUCCUGUCCUGCUGCAUGGUCCAGAGUCUGGGACCUACUUUGUUUCUUUGUUAUUUAUGACUUGUUUGAAGAAAAUAAAUAUUUCCCAAACUUUA
Molecule: messenger RNA, 2216 nt
Organism: Octodon degus (degu)
Lineage: Eukaryota; Metazoa; Chordata; Mammalia; Rodentia; Octodontidae
Gene: Ppme1
Product: protein phosphatase methylesterase 1
Exons: 11
Coding region: 177-1064 (295 amino acids)
Biological process (GO): protein demethylation
Molecular function (GO): protein methylesterase activity
Source: RefSeq, a predicted model, not a curated record